GAAUCAGAUUAAAGGUUGACAGACAUGCCUACAAAGGUUGCCGUGGUAACAGGCAGUAACAAAGGCAUAGGCCUUGCCAUCGUCAAAGCCCUCAGAAAGCAGUUUCAAGGAGACGUUUACCUCACGGCCAGAGAUGUCUGUCGUGGUCGGGCGGCAUUGGAGUCUCUGGCCUCAGAGGGAAUAAAGGCCAACUUUUAUCAGCUGGACAUCAACGACCUUCAAGGCAUCAAGACUGCUGCAUCUUACUUUACAGACAAGUAUGGAGGGGUUGACAUCCUUAUUAAUAAUGCUGGGAUAGCAUUCAAAGUGGCAGACACGGCUCCAUUUGGAGUCCAGGCUGAGGAGACCCUCAAGACAAACUACUUUGCCACCAGAAACAUGUUGACUCACUUCCUGCCAAUCAUAAAAGAUGGAGGUCGCGUGGUGAAUGUCUCCAGCUUUGUCAGUGUCCGUGCUCUGAACCAGUGCAGCUCGGCUCUGCAGCAGCGUUUCCGCAGCGAGGACAUCACUGAGGAGGAACUGUCAGGACUGAUGCAGAGAUUUAUUAAGGAAGCCCAGACUGGCCAACACAAGCAAGGAGGCUGGCCUGACACGGCCUAUGGAGUGUCCAAAACUGGACUGACGGUCCUGUCCAUGAUUCUGGCUCGUCGUCUGUCCAAGGAGAGACCAAAAGACGGGAUCCUGCUGAACGCCUGCUGUCCAGGCUUGGUGGGCACUGACAUGGCAGGUCCAAAAGCCCCAAAGUCACCAGAGGAGGGCGCUGAAACUCCAGUCUACCUGGCACUGCUGCCUCCUGGAGCCACAGAGCCUCAUGGAAAGUUUGUUUCUGAUAAAACAGUUCAGACAUGGUGAGAGGGUCACAUGGACCUUCCUUUGUGUUACUAUUAAGAACAUGUCUACUAUUAACAAAAUAAUAAAUAAAUAAAUCUCACAAUCCA
This is a messenger RNA of Labrus mixtus (cuckoo wrasse), 938 nucleotides long. RefSeq names its product carbonyl reductase [NADPH] 1-like. Gene Ontology annotation, molecular function: carbonyl reductase (NADPH) activity. The coding region runs from base 25 to 852 and encodes 275 amino acids. The transcript has 7 exons. The record is from RefSeq and is a predicted model, not a curated record. NCBI's taxonomy places the organism in Eukaryota, Metazoa, Chordata, Actinopteri, Labriformes, Labridae.